ACGACAGAUUGGUUUUCAAAAGUGCCGUAAAGCAGUUUGUCCACACAAGUGUGUAUCAACAUCAACACCUGCUCGUUUAAAAAAUGUUUAAGAAAAAAACAAGAAGGAACAUUCGGCAAAGAAAAGGAGAAUCAAGCGAGGAAGAGGAUGAACAUAAAAUUGAAAACAAAGACGAAAAGAAGAAGCUUCUUGACAACUCCGCGGUGACCAAGCCGUCUCAAAGUUCACAAGGCCGCGGUAUAUCGUGCAGUUCAAAGCAAGAAACGACGCCGCCAAAGUCGGCUCAGAGCGAAGGAGAAGAUGCUCUUGACAGCAGACAUUCUACUGAGCAGAAACAGAAAGCAAGCGCUGUGCUUAGUUUCUCCGAGGACAAAGACGCUGAGGGAGCGGAGUUUAAGCUAAGGAAGUCAUCCGACAAAGCAAUCGUUUUUCAAGCCAAAAGAAAAGAAGGAUCAUCAGCGAAGAAUACCCACAGAAGCCGUCCAGUGCAACGCGCUCCCCUGCCGUCUGGUUCACCCAGGCAGGAUUCUUCGAGUCCAGCCUCCCUUCCCACACCUGAUGAAGAAGAUAAUAGUGAUGGUUCUACAUCAUCGCUCUCAAGUUUGUCCUCCUCGCCAGCCUCUAAUCACUCUGCUUACAAACCAGUUAUAAUCCCCAGUGCGAAAACCAUCAAAACGGCCAGGAGGAAACGUCAAGAAGCAAGAUCCCAGAAAGACUUCAUUUCCCUGGGUAGGGAUGGCCGGAGCUCUGCUGGCAGCACCCCAGAUCGCCGCAGCAGGGACAGCGACCGCGACGACUACGAACCGGAUGAUUGCGAGCGAAGGAUUGAGUUUGCCCCGCGUGCGAAGAGCGUUCGAGAGAGGAUUGCGGAGAAACUUGGAAGCAGUGAUGAAAGUAAAUCUGACUCUGAGGAAGAGGAGCAGAAACUUUGGGAGGAGACUCAGAUUUUCAAGGGACUCAAAAGACGUCCAGGUGAACAGAGUCCUUCAGGCAGUGAAGCCAGCAACUACAGCAGCAGCAGCAGAAGCAGGAGGAGAAACCAACACAGGCAGAAGAAGGCCGGCUUCAACUACCCAGAGAGCCUGCCGCCCGUCACCGUCUCACUGGUGAAACGGAGGCUUGAGGGAAAGCUGGAGUCGCUGAAGGAGGUGCACCGAGCGCGGCAGGCGGAGCUGAGGAGGAUGGAGGGGGACGUGGAGAACGCCAGGAGCUCCAUGGAGAACCUGGAGGGCAGCGCCUCGGACAAACAGCUCUGCUUCUACAGGGCCAUGACCCAGUACGCCAACAACCUGGUGGAGUGUCUCCAGGAGAAGGUGGUGGAGAUCAACUUGUUGGAGCUGGAGCUGCACACUCUCCUGGCAGACCAGAUGGAGUCACUGUUGGCAGACCGGAGGAAGAGUGUCAGAGAGCGGGCCGCUCACCUGCAGCAGCUCACCCAUGGCACCAAGGAGCAGGGCCUAGACUCCUCGGAUGGGACUCAGGGAGAGGUGACUUAUGAGCAAGGAGGUGUGAAGGUCUGUAGCGACAUACCAGAAGACAUGCAGCCUUCAUCUGAGGAAGAGGAGCGACUGCAGAAGACGAGGGCUGAUAUUCUUCUGCGGGCCCAGACUGUGUUCUCCGACGUCCAGGAAGACUUUUCAGACAUUAAGAAGAUCCUGUCCCGCUUCGUGGACUGGAGAGGUGCCUACUCGGACUCCUAUCACAACGCCUACAUUAACCUGUGUCUGCCCAAGCUGCUCAGCCCUUUGGUACGCCAUCAGAUGCUGGCAUGGGACCCACUGAAGGAUGUCUGUGCCGACUUCGAAGCGCUUCCCUGGUACCUAGCGGUGGAGACAUUCUGUCACGGCCAAGGCUACGAAGAGCUAGAGGACUCGGACACCAAAACACUGCCCAGUGUCAUAGAGAAGACGGUCCUGCCAAAGAUAACAGCCUACGUUGAGCUGGUGUGGGACCCGCUGUCUCUCGGACAGACGGCCCAUCUCUCGGACCUCUGCCACAAGCUGAACGAGGACUACUCUGUCUUCAGCGGAGAGCGUAGCAAGCCGGCCAAGGUGUUGGUGGAGGUGCUGGUGACCAGGCUGAGAAGCUGUGUCGAUGAAGAUGUCUUCAUCCCUCUGUACCCUAAAAAGUUUCUGGAAGACCGAAUGUCCCCUCAGUGUCUCUUCCGUGACCAACAGUUCUGGACCGCGGUGAAGUUGCUAGGUAACAUGGGGAAGUGGGACACGCUGCUGUCUGAGUCUGUGCUGAAGGAGCUGAUGCUGGACAAGCUGCUGAACAGAUACCUGAUGAUGACCCUUCUCAACCAGAGCCCAGCCAGCUCCACUGUGACUGCAUGCAGCAAGAUAGCAGGCAGUCUUCCCCUCUCUUGGUUUACCGGAGAAAGUGUGUGCCCACCGCAGCUUCACUCUUUCACCAACCAUCUGGUCCAGACUGCCCACUCUGUCUGCACCGAGCAGCCCCCCGAAGAGCCCCACACAAGGUCUGCCAUGGUCAGUGUUCUGAAGGUGCUGAGUAGAAUACGCUGUUAUGACCCCAUCAUGACCAUUGCAGAGAAAUAUAAUUACCAAGACCUCAUCUACACUCACCAACUCACCAAUCCAGACACCAUAUGAACUGCAAGACGUCGACUACUCGUUCUUAAAUGUGACAACGUCGGAGUGCUAUGUUUUGAGCUGGUUGGUAGGAAGGUCUUCCAUCCGUUGUGAUGCAUUGCCUGUAUUUAGUAGCCGCUAUUGGUUAGAAGCAUCUGGAAGAUCAAACGUGACCCAAUGUCCAAUGCAGGUCACCUCAUACUUUUAUAUAGGAAUGAUUAUUUGCGAUGGCAACUUUCCACCUGCAAUACUUAGCAUGAUGUGUCUGAAGAAGAAAGCGAACAAAACAAUAUCACUUUUUAACAUAUUGAGCUGUCUUGAUCACCAUUUGUUUUCAUUGCCUGACAAUUGCUGUAAUAGUGGGUCUUUUUUUAUAUAUUGUAUACAGCAGGUAAAUGUAUGAGACAAACAUGACAAAUAAAUGAUUUGAUGCAUUACAUUUUA
Molecule: messenger RNA, 3035 nt
Organism: Gadus morhua (Atlantic cod)
Lineage: Eukaryota; Metazoa; Chordata; Actinopteri; Gadiformes; Gadidae
Gene: gcfc2
Product: GC-rich sequence DNA-binding factor 2
Exons: 18
Coding region: 84-2612 (842 amino acids)
Biological process (GO): mRNA splicing, via spliceosome
Cellular component (GO): nucleus
Molecular function (GO): DNA binding
Source: RefSeq, a predicted model, not a curated record